AUGAACUUCCGGAAGGUAGCACAGUUUCCCGUUAGCCAUUUAGGGGAAGCCACCUACAGGCAAAGCGCCACUCAUCCUGUCAAGGAAAGCAAUGGAAUAACCAAAUUUUUUUUAAAAGACUUGAUAAAGGAGUCGUCCCUCAAAAAUGCGGCCGCUGUAUCAGGCCAAAAGGCAGAACAUGAGCGAAGAAACGUGCAAAAGGAUGACAAAAAUAAACCGUUUAACGUGACCUAUACUUGGGAAACGGAUCCGAUAAGUGGGUUCAGGUUCGUUAAUGUUUUAAACAAGAAGGAUAAAAAAAAGUUGGGGAUUCAAUGCAUUUACUGUAGAGACAAACAGUUGUUCAGAUUUAAAAGAAGCGUCUUGUACCACAUGGUGACUUUCGAUCAUGGUCUGAAAUCAAGUGUCAUGGAAGAAUUAAAGCUUAACGACAAGAACGCAGAUGAGCGAUCAGAGUUUAUUAACAAUUUCAAUGCAGAAAAAUGUGCACAAAGGAGAGAACAAAGUGGGUCAGAAAUUUCGGAGAAAAGGGGAAUAGGAGAAGAACCCGAAAGAAAACACACAAAGAAGUGUUGUAAUAAUUACGAACUCAUUAAACUUGAAAUAGAAUUUGUGGCAACUUUGAAUUUAUUAACAUGUGAAGAAUUGGAAGCAUUGUUUUAUUUUUUUUUCCCCGAGAAAAUAUUUUCAUUUAAUGAAUGUACAGACAAGGAGAUCAUUAUUGAGCACUUUUUACAAAACAUAAGUUCCGUUUCGACGAAGUAUUCCUCCCUGAUUAAGUCGGGUAUGUAUUUGGCAUAUGAUGAACCCAUACUUAACAAAGACGUUAAAUGUGCUACUUUACAAGAAUACCUGGAUGGGUUAAAAACUUCGGGGGAAGCACAGAAUAGUUGUACGGAUGAACCGAAGAUAGAAGGUGAGGUGGUCUCUCACGAGAUAGACGGCAAAGAUAGAGAGGGUGCAGAAGGGAACACGGGUGUAGAUGACACAAAAAUGGGUUCAGAUGCAGCAGGUGAGAUUACUUCCAUUGAAAAAAUUCCGCAAAAUUGGGUAAAUGAUGAACAUGGAGCGUUGGGCGGAAGGGGGGUGGAGCCCAUACAUAAGGCGACUAAUGUGGGUAACCAGAUAACCUCCAGUGUGGCUAAUCACCUGACCUCCAGCGUGGCUAAUCACCUGACCUCCAGUGUGACUAACCAGCUGACCUCCAAUAUUGCCAACGAACGAACCGAUGUGGACGCCGCCAAUGUCGCAAAAAGGAGAAGAACGAAAAAGCCAAAAUGCCUAGGAGCAGGCACAGGACAUCUAAACCCAAAGAAUCAUAUACUGAUAAACAUCAGCGAUUGCGACAUUUUAAAGCACAAUGAUAAGAUAUUCAUUAACUUGAGUGCUCUUCGGGAGGUAAAAGCAGACGCGGAACGGAAAAAGGAAAAUGACGCGAUUCUAAUUGUUAGCGGCUCAGGGGAGGCGGGGCACCUGAGCGAGGUAGGCACAAGCAGGGCAGAACCAGGAAAGGUGUGCACGAAUGGGGUGGACAGGAACGGCGUAGACCCCACAACUUCUGAAGCCAUAACUGCUGAACCCACAAUUGCUGAACCCACAAUUGCUGAACCCACAAUUGCUGAACCCACAACUGCUGAACCCACAAUUGCUGAACCCACAAUUGCAGAAGCAAACGCCAAUGAAACAGCACACUCGGCAAAGAAAGCCUCAUCAGAACGGAUAAACAGCCCUCAAACGAACGCAGCAUCUACUGGAGGUGGCAAUGAAAACGGUGUGAACCCCGGAUUCAAUGUGAAUAAAAAGGCCAAACGGGCUAGAAAUAAAAAAGACACGAAUGAAAAAUGCACUACACAAGUGGGUAAAAAGGUCGAAACGGGUGCAGAAAACUGUACGACGCGAAAUAGCCAACCGAAAAAAAAGAUAAAAGUAGAUGAUCUACCAGGAAACAAUUCCGCCCAAACAAUUCAAACAAUUUUACCUUCACAAGAUGGACAAAUGAAACAACACUUAGGGGAUGGAAAGGCCCAAACAGAAAAAUGCAACUCGAAGGGGAUCCUUCUUAACGAGAGUAGCAACGUAAAUGGUCUCCAAGAUGAAGAUAAAGGAAAAAAUGGCAACAACAAUAGAAGCAGGGAAAAUUACCCCCAGAGUGGCAGAAGUGAUGACAGUAGUACCCCUUCAAGGGUCAGGGACGAAGAAAAACAAUUUAUCUCUAGUGACGAACUAGUCCAUGCAAGAAAUAUAGAACAAGAUGAAGACACACAUGGCAUGAAUGACGAUACGGUAUAUGUGCAUCAUAGCAGGUUAGGAGAGACACAACAGAAGAACAUUGCGCCGCUGGAUCAGGGAGGAUGCGUUAGGAAGGUGGUCCCUUUAGAAGGGGUUGCUAAGCUGGUCACUGCUAAAAUGAUUAACAGAGAAGAAAAUGUAAAAAGAAAAAAGACAAAAAAUCACGAUGAAAGGAAUAAACCAGAAAUUGGUAAGAAGGUAAAAUGCCCCAAUGGGAAGAAAACCAACUGCCUCACAGGCAAUAAUGAGAUUAACCAAAAUAAAAAAAACCCAUCGAAGAGUAGAAAAAAAGGAAAAAAACUUAACGUGCAGGAGAGGGACAAAGUGCAAUGCAACGCAUCACUGCGGAUUUCUAAAAACUUAAAAGCAGGCAAAUGUGUAAACAAUACAGGUGGUAACAGGGGGGUAAACUGUGUUCACAAAGAUAGCAUUACGGGGAAAGAGGCUAGUAAGAAAAAGCCAAAUGUUGGUGACUCCCGUCAUGAUGGGAACAAUCAUUUGGGGGAACAGAAAGCCAACGCGUCGCUGCAAAAGCAGUUCAACAGCGUAUCUGCAAAGGGUGAAAAUAGACAUAUUUCUGCAAAAAUGGGAAUUAAGCAAUUAUGUAAUGUAUCGACGGAUAACAUAAUUCAGGAUGAUGUCAUGAUCAUGAACUGGUCGCGCACACGUUCUUGCAGACUUGGUAGAUACAGGAUGGGGUGA
Plasmodium inui San Antonio 1 is the source of this 2991-nucleotide messenger RNA. RefSeq lists its product as hypothetical. NCBI's taxonomy places the organism in Eukaryota, Apicomplexa, Aconoidasida, Haemosporida, Plasmodiidae. The record is from RefSeq and is a predicted model, not a curated record. The transcript is spliced from 8 exons. Bases 1 to 2991 code for a protein of 996 amino acids.